This is a messenger RNA of Ogataea philodendri, 1476 nucleotides long. RefSeq lists its product as uncharacterized. The transcript has a single exon. Gene Ontology annotation, cellular component: membrane. Gene Ontology annotation, biological process: carbohydrate transport; transmembrane transport. Lineage: Eukaryota; Fungi; Ascomycota; Pichiomycetes; Pichiales; Pichiaceae. The record is from RefSeq and is a predicted model, not a curated record. Bases 1 to 1476 code for a protein of 491 amino acids. Gene Ontology annotation, molecular function: carbohydrate:proton symporter activity.
AUGGCUCUUUCCAAGCACAUUCCCAAGACCCAGAAGUCGAUGCUGGUGGUCAAUCUGAUGAUGGCCAUUUGUUUCCCUACCUCUUUUGGUUACGAUUCCAUGAUGAUGUCUUCGUUGAACGCACUUCCAAUGUACAAAGAUUAUUUUGGGAUCACUGAUGCUACUUCGAACCUAAACACCGCAUCCAUGUGGAUUGGUCAAAUAGUGUCUGUCUUCAUUGUGCAGUACUUUGCAGACCGGUUUGGAAGACGUCCGUGUGCGAUUGGAAGCAUGCUUAUUGUGACAGUGGGGAUUAUUUUGCAAUCUGCGGCUCAGGAUGUUGCAAUGUUUGUGAUCGGCAGAAUUGUGCUUGGUUUCGGAUUUGGAAUUGGUGCAGUUUCUGUCAGUGUUCUUAUUGCCGAGCUGACUCCCCGCAAAUGGAGAACCACUGUUACUGGCCUGUUCUUCACCAACUUCCUGAUUGGCUCGAUCAUCGCUAGUGCAGUGACGUACGGAUCGAUGGACAUACAAUCAACCUGGUGUUGGAGACUUCCGUCUAUCGUGCAAGCCGCUCCACUGGUGUGUUCUUUCAUUUUCGUCUGGUUCUCUCCCGAAUCUCCUCGGUUCCUGGUUCUCAAGGGAAGAGAGAACGAAGCGCGGGAAAUCUUGUCUAUUGUCGAAGACACGUUUCCUACAAGCGAUAUUGUUGAAGAUAUUGUGAGCAGCUGUGCUGAGGAAGCUGCUAUCAACAGAUCGCAUUUCUUCGUCUGGAAGGAUAUUUUCGCAACCAGAGUGGGUAAGAGAAGAAUGCUGACGCUGCUCAUUCAGUCUGCAGUUGUUGAGUUUGGAGGCUCUUCCGUGUGCUCGUACUAUCAAUCACUGUUGUUAGAACAAGCUGGAAUCACAGAAACAAAACAGAAACUACAGGUUGGUAUAGUGUCUACCGUUUGGUGUUUGGUCUGGUCCAUUCUGGGAUCCCUUUCGUUCGACCGUCUUGGACGUAAACCAAUGGCAAUUGGGUCGUUGAUUGGAAUGAUCAUUUCAUUCUUCAUCAUGGGUGGACUCAUGAAAGGAUAUAUGAGCGGAGCAAACAUCUCACCUUACGGUACAGUGGCCAUGAUGUUCAUCUUUGAAAUGUUCUACUCCUUCACUUACACUCCAAUCGACUACUUGUAUUCACCGGAAAUUUGGCCUACCAGACACCGUGCCGCUGGAGUCGCCUGGUAUUCACUUUGCAACGGCUGUUUGGGACUGUUGGCUACCUUUACUCUGUCAAUUGCCAUGAGCAACAUGUCUUACAGAUUCUACUUUGUCAACGCAGCUAUAGACAUAGUCUUCGUUCCUCUUGUGUACUUCAUCUGGGUGGAGACGAAAGGAACUAGACUUGAGGACGUGGAUGCACUAUUUAUGGCAGCUCCAUACGGCGGGUUUGGCAACAGCUUCUUUCAACGCGACGAUGUCGAGAAGAUCGAGGUUUACGAGGAGGUCAAGUCGUAG